AUGUCCGAUAUGGAGGACAGCUUUGACGAUGUUUCUUGUGUCUCUCCCCAGAACCUGGGAUCCUCGUCACCAGGCAAAAAGCAGAGCAAGGAAAACACCAUCACGAUAAACUGCGUGACAUUUCCUCACCCAGACACGAUGCCGGAGCAGCAGCUGCUCAAACCAACCGAAUGGAGCUACUGUGACUAUUUCUGGGCUGAUAAGAAGGACCCCCAAGGCAACGGAACCAUGGCUGGGUUUGAACUGCUGCUUCAGAAACAGCUGAAGGGCAAACAAAUGCAGAAGGAAAUGUCAGAGUUCAUCCGGGAAAGGAUAAAGAUUGAAGAAGAAUAUGCAAAGAACUUAGCUAAGCUCUCGCAGAACUCCCUGGCUGCUCAGGAGGAGGGCUCCCUGGGAGAAGCGUGGGCGCAGGUGAAGAAGAGCCUUGCCGACGAGGCUGAAGUUCACCUCAAGUUCUCCGCCAAGCUUCACAGUGAGGUGGAGAAGCCCCUGAUGAACUUCCGCGAGAACUUCAAGAAGGACAUGAAAAAGUGUGACCACCACAUUGCGGACCUCCGCAAGCAGCUCGCCAGCCGCUAUGCCGCAGUGGAGAAGGCCCGGAAAGCCCUCACGGAGCGGCAGAGGGACCUGGAGAUGAAGACCCAGCAGCUGGAGAUAAAGCUGAGCAACAAGACGGAGGAGGACAUCAAGAAGGCACGGAGGAAGUCCACACAGGCGGGAGAUGACCUCAUGCGCUGUGUGGACCUCUACAACCAGGCCCAGUCCAAGUGGUUUGAAGAGAUGGUGACCACCACGUUGGAGCUGGAACGGCUGGAGGUGGAGAGGGUGGAGAUGAUCCGGCAGCAUCUGUGCCAGUACACGCAGCUGCGGCACGAGACGGACAUGUUCAACCAAAGCACAGUCGAGCCUGUGGACCAACUGCUUCGAAAAGUGGACCCAGCCAAAGACAGGGAGCUGUGGGUCAGAGAGCACAAGACGGGCAACAUCCGCCCCGUGGACAUGGAGAUCUAGACGCAUGGCCUGGGGCGUCCUGCCGAGGAGGGGCUGGGGUCCCACGGAGAGGAGGUGGCACUCCUGCCAGGGGGGGACCUGCUCCCAAGCGGAGCUGCCCUCCCACCCGCUCUCCUGGUCCACUGAGGAGAGGGGACAGUGAAGCCAGAAGGGCGGCCCGGAUGGCCCCAUGGGGAGCUCCCCAGUGUUUCCAGGCCAAGAAGAUGGAUCCAUAGCCCUGCCCUUGUCUCCGAGGCUGAAGCCCCCCCAAGUCCCAUGCCGUGCUUGCCACUCCGAGAACAAACCGAGGCUGGAACGCUGUGGUCCCUGCUGAGCACCAGAGGGGUCCCCUCCCCACCCAGAGCCAGCUGUGUCACACGCUCACGCCCCUGGAAGCCCCAAGGCCCUUCCUCCAGCCAGCCCACCUGUCUCCAGGGCUUUGGAGGGGCGGGGGUGAGAGGUCUCUGUCUCCCAGCCGAGUGUCAGGAUCAGAAUCGUGGAUAGAAGGCACCUUUCAGCUCAACAGCCCGCACCCAGAAUCCUUUGCAGCAGCCCUCCCUCUUUGUUUUUUCCCAUUGCAUAUUCUGGGAGCCCACAUCCUGGCUCUUCUCUGCUACUUUUCAUCAUUGGGAGUCUUGGGAAGAAUGCCUGGCUCCUGUUUUCCCAGACUGGCCCUGCCUGCAGAGGUCAGGAUGGAACUACCUCAUUCAGCAAAUUCGCCCCAAGUCGGAGCGUUGAAUUGUGUCUCCUAUUAGGUCAGGCAUCAACGUCACGUGCUCUCUCUGGGCAUCCCCGUCCACCCAGCCUGCAGCCGCUUCCUCCUCCACCCUCGCGUGUCCUGGGGGCCGGGUCAGUCCCAUGUUGGAGAUGGGUUGGGGCAAGUGUCUGUCACCCCCCCAGAUGGCUCCACCUGCCUACGCACAGCGGGGUCGGGACCACUGUCUCAUGUAUGGCUCUCACUGGCAGGCACUGUGCAGGCGUCGCCGACCCUCGCGGCCACAGUACGUAUCACCAUCCAGGCAGUUUGGCACCUUGGCCUCUCAGCUCCUGCACGUUUCAACGCCCCGCACGGAGCCCCUAGCUUGGUGCUGCUACCCCCUUGCCCUUUCCCCAUCAUCUCCCCAUUCCUGGGAGAGCCUGGUCUGAGCGUGACCUGGGAAGCUUUGGCACUGCCAUCGGCUCCUCACUCAUCACUUUCUCCCUUACGUGUUAAAUCUUGAGAAUCAGCUCGAGGCCGCGGGAAGAAGAAGAGGGCUGAAGGAGGUCAGACAGCUUGCAGGGGGCCCCUUCUAGCCUGGCGCCCGCACCCUGCAAACCCAUCUUUCUUGUUAAUCUUUCCCUUGAUUGCUUUGGAUUCACAGGACUCACAAGCUUCUCGGAAGGGCAGCCGCCUAAGAACAAAACUCACUGGUCUUUCUCUCUGCCGUCCAUGCUGGUAACUGAUGACUUGUCAUUCUUGAAUCUUUUGGCACCUCUGCCUUCUGGGUCAGUACGGCAGGCACCCUCGUUGUUACAGUAGAAAGAUGCCGGAUAGCCCAAAGCAGAGCAAGCUUUGCCACUUUUCUUAUUGAAACGUCCCAACCAGAAAGGUCAACAGGAAGGCCUUCACCACCUUGAAGGCCAUCUGUGUCUGGCAUGGAGAACCACUCCUUCUGGUCUGCAGUUGGGCCAUGACGCCAGCUGCCAGUUUGGGGAUACCGUGGCUUUGGUUUCUUUAU
Physeter macrocephalus (sperm whale) is the source of this 2708-nucleotide messenger RNA. It is a transcript of the gene GAS7, whose product is annotated as growth arrest specific 7. Gene Ontology annotation, molecular function: actin filament binding. NCBI's taxonomy places the organism in Eukaryota, Metazoa, Chordata, Mammalia, Artiodactyla, Physeteridae. The transcript is spliced from 10 exons. Gene Ontology annotation, cellular component: plasma membrane; actin filament; cytoplasm. The record is from RefSeq and is a predicted model, not a curated record. Gene Ontology annotation, biological process: actin filament polymerization; neuron projection morphogenesis. The coding region runs from base 1 to 1011 and encodes 336 amino acids.